GGUAUCAACUUGACAGAUCCCAUGUUCAGAGGAAUUUAUAGAGGGGUUCAAAAACAUCCAGAUGACUUUCAGGCUAUAGUAGAGAGAGCUGUACAGAUGGGUGUUAAAAAGUUUAUGAUUACAGGUGGGAGUCUACAAGACAGUAAAGAUGCACUGCAUUUGGCACAAACAAAUGAUAUGUUCUUCAGUACCGUUGGAUGUCAUCCAACAAGAUGUGGUGAAUUUGAAAAGAACAACCCUGACCUAUAUUUGAAGGAGUUACUAAAUCUCGCUGAGAACAACAAGGGGAAAGUUGUAGCAAUAGGGGAAUGUGGACUUGAUUUCGACCGACUGCAGUUUUGUCCCAAAGAGACUCAGCUCAAGUAUUUUGAAAAACAGUUUGAACUGUCAGAACAAACAAAAUUGCCAAUGUUUCUUCAUUGUCGAAACUCACAUGCUGAAUUUCUGGACAUAAUGAAAAGAAAUAGAGACCGAUGCGUAGGGGGAGUGGUGCAUUCAUUCGACGGGACCAAGGAAGCGGCCAUCACCCUGCUUGACCUGGAUCUGUACAUAGGGGUCAACGGUUGUUCACUGAAAACUGAGGCUAACUUAGAAGUUUUGAAGUCAAUACCUAGUGAAAAAUUAAUGAUUGAGACUGAUGCCCCAUGGUGUGGAGUCAAAGGCACGCAUGCAGGAUCAAAAUACAUAAAAACGUCCUUCCCAACCAAGAAGAAGUGGGAAAGUGGGCACUGCCUGAAAGACAGAAAUGAGCCUUGCCAUAUAAUCCAAAUACUGGAGAUAAUGUCAGCAGUAAGAGAUGAAGACCCUCUGGAAUUAGCCAAUACUCUCUAUAACAACACCAUUAAAGUAUUUUUCCCUGAUAUGUAAUUGCAUUAUCAUCCAUUUUCAAUCAUGUAUGCAAAACUU
This is a messenger RNA of Elephantulus edwardii (Cape elephant shrew), 906 nucleotides long. It is a transcript of the gene TATDN1, whose product is annotated as TatD DNase domain containing 1. The record is from RefSeq and is a predicted model, not a curated record. The transcript is spliced from 11 exons. Gene Ontology annotation, molecular function: 3'-5'-DNA exonuclease activity. Gene Ontology annotation, cellular component: cytosol. Bases 22 to 867 code for a protein of 281 amino acids. Lineage: Eukaryota; Metazoa; Chordata; Mammalia; Macroscelidea; Macroscelididae.